UCUCUCUCUCUCUCACAAAAUGGGUUGCUGUUGUGACGAAGAAGACGAUGACAUCCUCAAGCACCUAAAUCCCUCCAUUUCCACCCAAACCCUAACCCUAGAUCCAUGCUCGUCUUCGACCUCCUUCUCCGGCGAUUGCAGCGACGUCAUAUCUCCGAUGAACUCUCACUUCUCGGCCCUGACUUGCCGCGACACUCUCCGAGCCAUCUUCGAGAAGCUUCCGGUUCCCGACCUGGCUCGCGCCAGCUGCGUCUGCCGAGUCUGGAACUCGGUCGCCUCAGACAAGGAAAUCCUCUCCAGAGCCUUCAGAGCGCCAUGGAAAUUGAAGCGCGUCGUCGGAGAUCCCGUCUCCGGAAGCUUCUGGAGGGACAACGGUCUUGGGAAGUUCGCGAUUUCGCAUCGGAUCGUGCGCGGCGAUAGUGUCGCUAGUCUCGCCGUCAAGUACUCUGUUCAGGUUAUGGACAUAAAGCGAUUGAACAAUAUGAUGAGUGAGCACGGGAUAUACUCAAGGGAGAGAUUGUUGAUUCCCUUAAGUGAUCAAAAUGUUCUCAUAGGACGAACCUGCUACGUGGAGCUUGAUGCAUAUGCGAGAAGGGAAGUCGCAGUGUUGUACUUGGAUGGUGCCGGCCCUGACCGAAAGGCUGAGUCAGCGUCUUUGUUGCAGAGGACGACCUCCUUGCAAGCCAGGAAAAGGGUUAUUCAUUCCCUGAGGAGAAGCAUGCAAGUCGAUGACGGGACUGCUGAGUACUACUUGUCCAUUUCCAAUGGCGAUCCCCGAGCUGCAUUCUCAGAGUUCUCAGGGGAUCUUAGGUGGGAAAGGGAGGUGGGUUUGAGUUGAAGCUUUAUUGUGGGUGGAGGAAGGCCAGAUAAAGGGCGACCCAUUGCAACCUGAAAUUGAAAAUGAUUUCUUUGAAGCUGCCAAGUUUGUGAAUCCUCUAUACAAGGAUCACUAAUGUGAGUAUAUAUAAACUUGUUGUCCAUGGAAUGUAAUUGUUGUCUUAAUAUGCUUCUUUGCAAAUCGUUGUAAACAAAACCAAACUUGCAAUUUGUAAUCAAGAUAUCCUUUCAUUGAGUGGGAAGCACAAUCGUUUAUCUAAUCUAAUUAGUUCUUGGAGAAUGUUGGUCAUUGGUUUAUGAUUUUAUGCUUGGUAUUUGGAGUCUUUUCCGCAGGGCAGCAACGCUUGCGAUCUGGCCUUCCUCUGCGUGUCUUUUAAAUAUGUGUGAACAGUUCUAUUUCACCCAAUGUCAUCAUUUUCUUUAACAAAGCAAUAGCAGUCAGUAUAUAUGUAUAUAGACGAGUAUUCAAUGGUUAUGCUGAAGUGGAUUAUAUAAAUGGGGCAAAAAGUUAUCAUUUAUCGCAGGUUACAUUAUCUGCAUUGGUGUGGAACUUUAGAUUGGAAAAGGAGCCUCACAUCUAGCAAGAUGCCCAGCAAUAUGUGGUGAGAAUCUUGCUGCAAAACGAGCAGCAAAAUCCCCCAUAACCGCGCCAAACUAAUCACACGCAACUGCUCCCACUCUGAAAGAGUAUACAUUCAGUCUAACAGCGGCAUCAAUACAAGUUUAAACAUAUGUGAAGAACAAUGUUAAUAGGGUACGAUGGUGCCGACCACUUACAGGGGAAAGUCCCGUAAUUAAGAGAUCCAUAUGUUGGGUCCAUCUUCUAUUAGUACACCGGUAGUAACCUUAAGUAUUUUUCAUAGUUGGAGGGGGGAUCCAACCUCGGCUAAGUCAUAAUUAAGUUUGUAACUGCAGGAUAUUCUAGCUCAAUUAUGAACUGUUGAAAUGUCAGAGUAAAAUGUUGGCUACGUACUAUGAAGUUCUGAGGACUGCGACGUUUUGUGAACCAUCUCCUAUAAUCGUGCCCUUUAUUUCAU
This is a messenger RNA of Morus notabilis, 1874 nucleotides long. RefSeq names its product F-box protein At1g55000. The transcript has 2 exons. NCBI's taxonomy places the organism in Eukaryota, Viridiplantae, Streptophyta, Magnoliopsida, Rosales, Moraceae. Bases 20 to 838 code for a protein of 272 amino acids. The record is from RefSeq and is a predicted model, not a curated record. Gene Ontology annotation, molecular function: protein binding.